This is a messenger RNA of Chelonus insularis, 2831 nucleotides long. It is a transcript of the gene Dhap-at, whose product is annotated as dihydroxyacetone phosphate acyltransferase. The record is from RefSeq and is a predicted model, not a curated record. The coding region runs from base 415 to 2520 and encodes 701 amino acids. Gene Ontology annotation, cellular component: peroxisomal membrane; mitochondrial membrane. Gene Ontology annotation, molecular function: glycerol-3-phosphate O-acyltransferase activity; glycerone-phosphate O-acyltransferase activity. Gene Ontology annotation, biological process: ether lipid biosynthetic process; fatty acid metabolic process; triglyceride biosynthetic process. NCBI's taxonomy places the organism in Eukaryota, Metazoa, Arthropoda, Insecta, Hymenoptera, Braconidae. The transcript is spliced from 7 exons.
CGUCCGUAAAAGAGUUGCUGUGGUUAUGUUUAAGUCAUUAAAAGAAUCUUACAUACAAAAGAAUCAUUAAAUAUAAUGAAGUAAGAUGUUGAGAGUGAUCUAACAUCAUUUCAAUUACACUGUUUGAACAAAUAAUCAUGAUAUCACUUUAAAUCAUUUUUUAAAAUAAUAAGUAAAAAAAUAAAAAUACCUAGUUAAUAUAAGUGAAAACGUCAAGAGAUUCAUAAAUAAUUGUGUUGAUGUAUCUCAUAAUUCAUAAUUUGUAUUAAUUUGCAUUGGAAAUGUUGAAGACAACUGAUGGACUUUGCUAUGAAAUAAGAGUCCCAUUUUUUACUGCUUCACCUUUAAAUAACAGUUAUUUAUUUUACUUCACAUAAAGUACAGCUAUUCAGCAUUCUGAAAAGUAUUUUAACAAUGGAAGAUUCAAAUUACGUGGAUUUAUUAGCAGAAAGACGAAAGUCUUCUGAUUUUCUAUGGGCUUCACGUUAUAUGAAUAAUGUUGCCCCACAUCCUUUGCCACCAGAACAAAAUUGGUCUAGAAAUCAAGCCAUUGAAGCAGCUUUACUUCAUCCUAAAGUUAUUGGAGUAAUUGAAACAUUAGCAGUGUCUCGUAAUAUCGACAAAUCAACGCUUAUUCGUGAAGCUAAAAGCAUGCUUGAAGAAAUGGCGAGUAAACAUCACUCCCCUACGUUUCGCUGGCUUGCUAUAAUCGUUGUUAAAGUAUUAAAGAGAAUACUUCAGAGUUUUCGAGUGAAUGUCAAGUAUCUUUUAGAUCUUCGAGGAAAAAUGGAACAUUCAAAUAUCCAAUAUGUUUAUGUACCAUCACAUCGGAGCUAUUUAGAUUUUAUAUUGAUGUCUUACAUAUUAUUUAAUUAUGAUAUGGCAAUACCAAAUAUCGCUAGUGGUAUGGAUUUCUAUCGGAUGCAUAUUGUUGGCGAGUUAUUGCGUAAAACUGGGGCUUUUUAUAUGCGACGAAGUUUUUCAACGGAUCAAUUAUACAAAGAAAUAUUCAAAGCAUAUGUUGCAUCAUUGAUGGAACACAGUGAUCGCGCCAUUGAGUUUUUUAUUGAAGGAACACGUAGUCGGAGUCAAAAGAGUCUUGCACCAAAGUUUGGUUUAUUAGCAAUGAUUUUGGAGUCCGUAUAUCAAGGAAAAAUUUCAGAUAUCGCAUUUGUUCCGGUAGCGAUAAGCUACGAUAAACCACUCGAAGAGACUUUAUUUUCAUAUGAACUCUUGGGAGUUCCUAAGCCAGCAGAGACAACAACUGGUUUAUUCAAAUCUCUGUCAAUUUUGAGAGAGCAAAGAGCUCAUGGACAUGUUUAUUUUCAUAUUGCUACUCCAUUAUUAGCAUCAACUUUUAUGGAAACAACAAUGCGUCAGAUGAGUGCCUUAUCACCAAAUUCAAAAGUACCAUCAGAAGUUGUGGAAAAUAUCGCUUAUGCUAUUAUCGAUAGUCACAAAAAACAUACAGUAUUUAUGCCAAUCAAUAUUAUUGCGACUCUUGUCAAUGAAAGAAUUCACUCUCAUCCUGGUGAUCCAUAUUCGUUUGAUACUCUUCUUCAAGACUAUUGUUGGUUCAAAAAAUUAAUUACACAAUCUUUUGGAGCAUCAGUUUAUCCAAAAAUUGAAAAUGUAGAGGAAGAAUUAUAUAGAAAGUCUGAGAAAGAUGAGAUUAAAGAAUCAUUACAUACUCAUAGAAAUUUGUUAACUUUGGACGGAAACAAUUUAUUGACUAUUCAAGGAAGUCAUCGUGAAUUAAAAUCUACUAAAACAAUUCGUGUAAAAGGACAUACACUAGAUGAACGUACUAUAAAAAUAACUGUGCCAACAAUAAACUUGGGCAUUUAUGUCAAUCCAUUAUUUGCAAUACUAACAAAGCCAGCAAUAGUUGUAUUUUCAAUUCACUGUACUGGCUUGUCUAAAGAUAAUGCCAAAGAGCAAUAUAUAUUAUUACGAACAUUAUUAAGUACAGAGUUUGCAUUACCAACAGAUCAUAGUCAACAAAUGUUGAUAAAUGAAUUUGAAAAAGAAAUAACAUUUUUGAUAAAUGAAAAAUGUUUUCGUGCUGAUAAUAAUCAUUUCUAUUUUGAUAGCAAUACUCAUCUACGAUCACUCCUUCAUAAUAUAUUAUUACCUUUUGUAGCAGCUGUAUAUGUAACAUCUCUUGUUUUAUUACAGUGGGACAACACAGUGAUGGAUACUCUAACAGAUCAAGAAAUAUUAAAAGAAUGUCAGAAAAGAACUGAAAUUCUUUUAUUUCAAGAAGAAAGUCUUGUUCGUCAUCCAUAUUCUUUAUCAUUAGAUUUAUAUUCAUCAACUCUAAUUAGUUUAUCAUCAUAUGGAGCUAUAAAAUCAUCAGAAGGGAAACCACGAAUUUAUGAAUGCAAUCGACAGAGAUUAUCAAUAAUAAUCACUGAACUUGAACGUAUGAUGUCACAACGUCCAUUAGGGAGUUACAUGGAUAUUCUUAAUAUGCUAGUUCAUCAAGUCGACAAUACUUUGCAAGCAAAACUAUUUUAAUUUGGCGCCAAAAUAUAAUUCAGUAAAUAUGUAUAUUGGCAGCAUUGAAAUAUUUUUACCCUAGAAGAAAUAAAUAUCCCUUGAUGUAUCGAUACAAUACCGACAAUUUCUCAAUUUGGCGCUGAAAUCGCUCUUAUAUGAUUCGACAAAGAGCUAUCUAUAGAUAUAUCGAGCUUUAUGGAGGAAAACAAAUUGCGGCCAUAGUAGUGUGACGUCUCAACACAACAAUUCCGGCAUUUAAUUAUUAUCAAUAAAAAUAUUGUCUUUUUAUAAUUGUGAAUGUUGAAAUAAAGUAAAUAUUUAACAUAAAA